This is a messenger RNA of Bipolaris victoriae FI3, 492 nucleotides long. RefSeq lists its product as hypothetical. The coding region runs from base 1 to 492 and encodes 163 amino acids. The transcript has a single exon. The record is from RefSeq and is a predicted model, not a curated record. Lineage: Eukaryota; Fungi; Ascomycota; Dothideomycetes; Pleosporales; Pleosporaceae.
AUGCCACGCGCGUCGAAAGAAAAGGACUCGGGAUUCCUGCCCCUGGGUCACGGAACUGUGUUGCCGCGAAGGGUUAGUGCGGUGAUUGUUCAAUUCAAAAGGAUAGCGCCACGUGGCGCAGCUGGGGGUCUGCUCGCAACGUCCCCAGGGUCUAACGUCGCGCACGGGCGCCCGGAGGCGCGCCAUGUUUCCGCUUCAAUAAAAGGCAGGCGGAACAGGCGCUCGAGAUCCGACUCCUUUGUUGCACUGUCGUGUUUCCGCUGCGGCCAGGUGUGCGCUGUCAAUGGCCCCUUGUUUUCCAGGCAGACUUUGGGCAUCCAAUGCUACCGGGGGAGCGGAAGAGACGAGGUUGACCUCUGUCAGCGGUGGGGCUUCCUCGGCCCAAGGCUCAUGCACAGUCAGCUUGGCCAAUCGCCAACAAGUGCCAUUGAUGCUGUAGGUGUAGGGCUGCCAACUCAGUCAAAGCAUGAUGGCGCUCUUUGGCAUGCAUGA